GGGUGGAUGCGUGCGCGCCUUCAGCCGUGUUUACAAGGAGCCGAUCUGAGUGCAGCUGAUCCGGGCAGUGAAAACAUCAAUCAGUAGCUAGUUACUCGCGAUUUUCGAAUUCGGAAUAUCGCCAUGUACCGUUCUCGGUACGCGUUCCGCUCUACGGAACCGAACUCCUUGCCCUUUGCGGCCGGAGAGACCUUCCUUAUUCUAGAGAGAAGUAAUCAACACUGGUGGCUGGGCUCUCGCUCGAGCAACGGCGAGACCGGCUACAUCCCGGCCUCUUAUAUCGAGAAGAUACAGACACCCCAGCAGGAUGAGGUGCUGCAGUCCAUUGAUCGUGCCAUUGAAACCAUUCACAAUGCUGCAAUGAAGAAUGCUGGCAAGUACAACUUAGAGCAGAGGGAUGUCUUGCAAAAGCUAAUUCACCAUCGAAAAGAGACACUUGCCCGUAAGAGCCCUUCUCCAGGCAAUCACAGACGCAUUCUGCCUACAUCUGCCAGUGACUUUGAGCUCAGCAUAUCUCAACAACCUAAUGGGUUAAACCGUAGUUAUGGCAGGCAGGCUAGUGAACCAGUACCAGAGUGUCUGAGCAAGGAUGAAAGCUUCUACCAGAUACCACCUCAGCCUCGGCGUGCCGCUCCAAUAAUGCCCCCACCACCUGAGAAACGAAGAGGAGCUCGACAGCAAGAACCACAAGUUCCAUCUAGGGGCUCUUCUGUGUCUACUAGUUCAUCUGUAAGCAUCACUUCAUUGGAAACAGUCAGCUCAGCACGUGCAUCACAUACAUCUGAAACCAGCCUUCCCACUCUUUCAGCUACACCUCCACCAGUCCCUUGCAGAAUUCGGCCAAAUUUGGGUGGCACAAGUAGUAAUACAGCUCAGCCUCGCUCUCCCUCUCCACAGCCCCAGAUCCAAUUUCAAGAUCAGGACCAUUUGACAUCCCAAAACCAGUCGAAGCCUGAAUCCCAGGGCCGGAGCAUGGACCAUUUAAAACUUCAAAGCCAGCCUCAUUUGAAAUCUCAGGACCAGACUAAACCGCAGAAUCAUGAACGACCAAGAUCCCAGUUUCAAGACAUGGAGCAGUCCCAACAUCAUCUACAAAUGCAAAACAAGGAUCGAUUACAGAAAGGUGUGCCUGCUCUUUCUCAAACAGAACUCUGUUCUGGAUCCUCAAGUUCUAGAGGAAGCCCUGUUCACUCAGGAAAAGCAACAGCAUUGGAGAGUGAACAACAUCAACCCAGUGAAGUGCCACCCACAAUUGGAGCAGAGCUGAUUGAACUUGUAAGGAAAAACACAGGUUUGAGCUAUGACUUGUCCCGGGUUGCUAUUGGAAUUGUCAUCGGACAUAUCCAGAGUAGUGUUCCUAAUAUUGCAGAUAUCAUGGAGCAGAUCUUACUCUCACUAGUGGAAAGCAAGGAUAUGAGUGCUGCUCUGCCACAGGGGCAGGUUUGCCAUGACCAACAGCGUCUGGAAGUGAUCUUUAAAGACCUAGCAAGGCAUAAGGAUGAUGCUCAGCAGCGGAGUUGGGCUCUGUAUGAGGAUGAAGGAGUGAUCUCUUGCUACUUGGAGGAGCUACUGCAAAUACUGACAGAUGCCGAUCCUGAAGUGUGCAAAAAGAUGUGUCGUAAAAGUGAAUUUGAGCCAGUCCUCUCUUUGGUGGCUUAUUAUCAAAUGGAGCAUCGGGUGGCCCUGCGCCUACUUCUGCUCAAAUGCUUUGGUGCCAUGUGUAACCUUGAUGCUGCUAUCAUCUCCACACUGGUGAACUCGGUCUUACCCAUGGAGCUGGCCAGAGACAUGCAAACACAUACUCAGGAACACCAGAAGCUUUGUUACUCUGCACUGGUCCUUGCAAUGCUGUUCUCCAUGGCGGAGCCGCUGCCUUACCAUCACUAUGAACAGCUGAAUGAGAACUUCAUCCAGUUCCUGCUGGAUGUCAUAGAGGAAGGGCUGCCUUCUGACACAACCGACCAGCUCCCUGACCUUUUCAUCAAUGUGCUGCUUGCCUUCAAUCUGCAUCAGACGGUGCCAAUGAGCAACAUUAUUAUGGCCACCCUGGUAAAAAGGCCCAACGUUAAGACUUUGUCUGAGAAAAUCUUACUGCUGCUUAACCGUGGAGAUGACCCAGUGCGUAUGUUUAACCACCAGCCUCAGCCCCCUCAUUCUGUACUGAAUUUCCUUCAAGAUGUGUUUUCUAAUGUUGAAACGGCCAGUAUUUUCUAUCGCACUGACAUGAUGGUGAUGAUUGACAUCAUUGUGCGGCAGAUCUCCAAUUUGUCCCCAGGAGACAAGCUGCGGAUGGAGUACCUCUCCUUGAUGCUCGCCAUUAUUAACACUACUGACUACCUCCAGCAUCGUCACCGCUUAGCAGAUCUGCAGGGGGUGCUUCAGCGUAUCCUGAGAGAAGCUGAGGUCGGUGAAGCCAGCCAAAUGGACAAGUUAAUUGUGCAGGAGAUUUACAGAGAAUUUCCAGAGAUUGCUGAAACAGUCUAAGACUGACAGGAGGUGCCAACAAUAUGUUAUUAGUGACGGCAGUUCCUUCUCCUCCACCCCAUCACCUCAGUCCUUGUUUGGUAUAUUGAGGAGAACAGGGCUUCAGGGAACCUCAGCCUCUUCCCCGUUUGCCACUUCCUGGUUUGUAGUUUUGUUAGAUUGAAUUCCUGACCCCAUCGUGUGGCCUUUUCAGCCCUGUCAGAUCCCCCUUUACUCAUGCAGCCCUUGCUCUUCUCAGCCAGCUUCUGCUGUAGUAUCUUGGUGCCUUUGUCAUGUAAGUGCAGUGACAAGUAGCAGUCUCGUGCUGCCCUGUUGGUGGGAGCACAGGACAGGCCUCCUGGCCGCUGUUUCACCAUAUCAUCAUACAUUUCUAAAGCACUGCUUAUCCCAAGUAAUGGUAAAACAACAGUCUAGUCAGCUUAACCCAAAGCCAGCAAAGAUGUGAUGUGAUUAUAGAACAGCUGUCUUUGCAGAAUGUCCCAAAAUACAUUGCUGUGCAGUACCCACAGGGUCAGAUCUUUUUGGCCUUGAGUCGGGUUGUGGCUCAGAACAUGUCAGGCACCAGUGAACAAUGACAAAAAUGAAAGCCGUACUACAGAAAUGACUACAUGUCAGUUCGCAGUUCACACUCCUCAUAAGCAGACCUUCCUGUGACCCGUGCCAAACACUUUGCCAGGGUUUCUUCUGGCUUUGCUUUGCUUUGCUUCUGUGCACUUUUGUGGAAUCCAACCCCGACUUCCAUCCCAGUUUGACCAGGGUUGUGAGUUUUGCUGCACCAAGUUGUCUGUAGUGAAGGACACGUCUACGUAAAAUUGUUCUCCUUUGAGAGCUGAAAAAAAUGUGUCUGUGGGCCAGCUUGCUCUUCGCUCUUGUUCUCACUGUGACAUGGUGGGUGAGGAGGAGGGUUUUGAUAUUGGCACAGGAAUAUCAUGUAAAGAAAAUGUAUUGGAUGUUUAAAGAAAUAAAGUUUCUGUAUUUUCUUAAAACUUCUGAAUAAACUAUUACUAUGUGGUAACGGAAGCCCCGUGGCUGACAGGGAA
Molecule: messenger RNA, 3524 nt
Organism: Erpetoichthys calabaricus (reedfish)
Lineage: Eukaryota; Metazoa; Chordata; Cladistia; Polypteriformes; Polypteridae
Product: NCK-interacting protein with SH3 domain-like
Exons: 13
Coding region: 124-2484 (786 amino acids)
Biological process (GO): endocytosis
Molecular function (GO): Arp2/3 complex binding; protein binding
Source: RefSeq, a predicted model, not a curated record